AUGUUCUUCGACUACGUUUCUCGUGGACGUUCUUCCUCUCGCACUCAGGGGUCAGGCGCAGGCGCCAACUUCAUGAACGCGACUCGCAGCGGCUCUGAUUACGCUCCUACGUACCAGUCUGGUUACGCCGCUCCCGACUAUGGCUGCUCAGGCUCACAGUCAUACGGUUACGAUUCUCUUUCUCGUCCUCCGGGUCGCUCGAACACUUCUGCUAGCGAUCGUAGCGUAUACGGCCAUGGGCUGAAUGCGCGCGAUCUAUCGCCUAUGCGUGAGAGCACCCGACCCCGUCGCGGUCCCAUCGUCUGGCAGGAGCGUCCUGUUUCGCCUUUGGGUUCCUCUCGUUUUGAGCGUCCAUCUGAGUACGCCGGCCGCCAGGCGCGUCCGUCUACUUCUGGUAGGUUGUCAUCUCAUUCAUACGGUUCUAGCUCUUCUAGUUCGUACGGACGUCAGUCAAUAUCAUCUGGAUCAUCUGGUCGCUCUUACCAGAUCGAUCAUGGAUACGACGGUGCCUUUGCAGUCAACCGCGGCUACGAUGGGAUGAGCAAUGGAUUCCCAGAGGGUCCAGGCUUGUCCCGUCGCAACGCCGUCCGUCGCCCUACUGAGCGCUCAUCUUCACACGGUGGAUAUGAGCCGCGUCCGCCCAUGGGCGCCAACUUUCGUUUUGGUGGGUACGGCGACUGGCAGAACUACUAG
Molecule: messenger RNA, 693 nt
Organism: Pyrenophora tritici-repentis Pt-1C-BFP
Lineage: Eukaryota; Fungi; Ascomycota; Dothideomycetes; Pleosporales; Pleosporaceae
Source: RefSeq, a predicted model, not a curated record